Molecule: messenger RNA, 2216 nt
Organism: Salvelinus fontinalis (brook trout)
Lineage: Eukaryota; Metazoa; Chordata; Actinopteri; Salmoniformes; Salmonidae
Product: protein shisa-like-2A
Exons: 3
Coding region: 201-713 (170 amino acids)
Source: RefSeq, a predicted model, not a curated record
AGGAGGUGUGGUGGGGGGACUCCAGAAUCCUAUAUGGUACAUCGGGGUGCAGUUUUUCCACAUUUCUCUGUCAUGCUCGGAAAUAUGAAGCCUACUAUGUUCAGCAAGGACACAUUGUGCGCGAUAUUGCAAUAAAACCCUUACACAGCUAAGGAAAUUGCCUCAUUACCUCGAGAGAGCUUUCUUUUUUUCUUACCACCAUGACUGCGAAUUGCACAAGCUACUACAGCGCAGAAAAUGCUUUUGUGAAUGGCUUUUUGUGCCCUAAAGCGGGAAGCGGUGCGCACGCGGUAUUCUGCUGCGGAUUUAACGAUAUCAAGUAUUGCUGUGAUGACCCCAACAGUUUUUUCCCCUACGAGUAUGCAUACAUGUGGUGGCUUAGCGUCGGGGCCCUGAUAGGUCUGUCCAUAGCAGCAGUGGUCCUGCUGGCCUUCCUCAUCACAGUCUGUGUCCUCUGCUACCUCUUCAUCGCCACCAAGCCCAGUCGCCUUGACAACGGCCUGCCACUCAGAGCACCAGGAGUGGUUCCUACUCCCAGUGAGGGACCCAGCAAUCACUCCAGUGCGCGGCCUCCCAGUGGUCCCCAGGGCUUCAGGAAGAACUUCCUCAGCCGGAAGCUGGACUGUGACAACCAGCCUCCCGACCCUGAGAGACUGUUCCAGAAGUGCUUCAUGGCCACGGUCACAACUGUCAACAUGGAGGGCCCUUCUUAGGAGCACUUGGAAGGACCCCUUAUAAGGGGACCAGAUGUCCACUUGUUUUGGAAUGAGUGUGUAAAAGGACCAAUGAAUCACAAAAGGAUCAUUUUCAACCUGUCAAUCACACAUACUGUACAGUUGAAGUCGGAAGUUUAUAUACACCUUAGCCAAAUACAUUUAAACUAAGUUUUUCACAAUUCCUGACAUUUAAUCCUAGUAAAAAUUACCUGUCUUAAGUCAGUUAGGAUCACCACUUUAUUUUAAGAAUGUGAAAUGCCAGAAUAAUAGUAGAGAGAAUGAUUUAUUUCAGCUUUUAUUUAUUUCAUCACAUUCCCAGUGGGUCAGAAGUUUACAUACACUCAAUUAGUAUUUGGUAGCAUUGCUUUUAAAUUGUUUAACUUGGUUCAAACGUUUUUGGUAGCCUUCCAUAAGCUUCCCACAAUAAGUUGGAUGAAUUUUGGCCCAUUCCUCCUUACAGAGCUGGUGUAACUGAGUCAGCUUUGUAGGCCUCCUUGCUCGCAAGCGCUUUUUCAGGAUUGAGGUCAGGGCUUUGUAAUCGCCACUCCAAUACCUUGACUUUAUUGUCCUUAAGCCAUUUUGCCACAACUUCGGAAGUAUGCUUGGGGUCAAUGUCCAUUUGGAAGACCCAUUUGCGACCAAGCUUUAACUCCCUGACUGAUGUCUUGAGAUGUUGCUUCAAUAUAUCCACAUAAUUUCCCCAUAAGUUUUAAUGACUCCAACAUAAGUGUAAACUUCCUACUUCAACUGUAUAUAAACAUAUGGAAGAGAUGUACAUUUGGAGGUGAGUGGUCAAUGUGUGGUCAAUGAUCACCAUGGACAAUCUCUAACCUCUGAACUGUGACCAUGGUCCUAAAUAAUGUGUACUCCUAUUUAUUAAGUCAUGAACUCUGUAUUACACUGUUGUUGUUUGGUCUGUGGAUGAAAAUGGCUGAGUGUCUUCUUCAUGAGGAAAUAGACUGAUUCUCAUGCUUACCGCCAGGCAAGACAGUAAAGGACCUAGGUGCAUCUAAGAACAUGUCUCAUACAUUUUCACAGCUGAUUGUACAGUAAUUAUACUCCACAAAAACCCUUUUAUGGGUAAUUCCGCAAAAGAAGUAUAGAGUUUUAAACUUGAUCAAUAUCUGCAUCUAACACUUUUCGGAAUUGUGUUGUACAGUUUGUCUAAAAUGUUAAUUUGGUUGAGUGUGUUGCCCAGGAGAUAUAAGUAUAUUUCACAAUGAAAAUAAUUGAUUGACAAGUCAUUUUUAUAUAAAAUGGAAUGCAUAGAAUCAAUUAUGUCUGUCUUGGUGUGUCAGCAUUUGUUAGAAUGUUCCAGUUGCCCAAAAUUGCCCAAUCCUUGAAUUGGAUUCAAAGGUUAAAAGGCAUUUUUAUUUGAAUAGAGAUAUUAAGACACUUGUGUUGGUGAAACAAUGCAUGUUGAAUCUUCUGUCAACUGUCAGGCUGUUUUCCCAGUACACAAAAUAAAAACAUUGAAGUACCAAAACUUGCAUAGAUAAA